AGCGGGAGGGAGCAAGGGAGCGAGGGCAAGAGUGUGUCAAUGUUUCUCUCUUCACUCCGUGUGCUCUUUUUCUGCGGUUAUCAUGGACAUGGAAUCAUCAUAUCAGCAGCUUGCCCUCUAAAGGACCUGACAAAGAAGUGACAGGACGAGAGAGUGGUGUUGACAGGUUCUGAAAGAGGCAAAAAUAGAGGCGGUUCUUCAUGCCUCAAAAUUUCAACAGACCCAUCAUCUUUCGGACGGACACAUCAGAAAUUGGACUUGGGAUUGUUCUUUCACAGACAAUACAAGGUGACAGAGUGAUCUGACUUCAGCAGUGUGUCAUGAGCACAGAAAAAGAGCGCAGCGUCCUGAGUGAUGCAGAGGAGGAGAAGGAGGUGAAGGAUGAGAAGACUGGUGUGUCUGAGGAACAGGAGCUGGAGGAGCUGAGGGCUCAGGUACUGCAGCUCCUGCUUGAGCUGGAAGAAGCUCGAGACGCGUCUCAGAAACACGAGGAGGGCUUUCUAGAGCUGCAAGGUCUUCUUGAGGAGGAACGUUUAGCUAGUGCUCAUCAGGCAGAGGCCUUCACAAGACAGAUCCAGCGUCUGCAAGCCCAGCUUCGUUCUGUUCAGGAAGAGAUGGACAGUCUAGAGGAGGAGAAGGAGAGCGAGCUUCUGGAAGCGCAGGAGGAACUGCGAACAGCACAGGAGGAGGUGCUGGUGCUGCAGCAGGCGGCGGAGGAGGCUGCGGCCGAAAGGGAGAACGACAUCGCCAGUCUGCAGGAGGAGCUCUGCCGUUUACGGGCUGAAAUCUCACGACUGGAGAACACGGGACAGGAGUAUGAGCAGGAGAUCGUCACUCUCCGAGCGGAAAUAGAGAUGAAGAGCCAGUUCCGCCAAAAGCAGAGGAAAGAAGGUAUGGAGUUAGCAGAUAUAAAUACAGUGGUUUCAGGUGAUGUGGGUCAAUUGAUGGAUGAAUGUAAGAGUCUGAGGGAACAAUGUCAUGCACUGCAAGAUGAAAACACAAGACUGACUCAUAGAUUGCACAUGCUACAAAAGAGGAGUUCAGGCAGUUCCUACAUAUCUCUCAAAGAAGAACAGGAAGAGACAGAAGAGGGAAACUAUAUGCAGUGUGGAACAGAGAUGGAAACCGGAGGUUCUUAUAUGAGUGUGAAUCAAAUAGGCUCCAACUGCAGGCUGGUGGAUGCAGGUAUCCAGAAGAAUAUAUCGUUUGAAGGCAAACCUAUCACCCCCACUAGCUGGACAGGAGGUUUUUCAGAGAUCCUCUCAUUGAGAGAUCAACUCAAACAAACAGAAGAGAAGGCCACACACGUGCAGCGAGAGUGUGAUGGAGUAAAGAAUGAACUAGAAAAUCUGCGAGAAAUGUAUGAGACCAGUCAGAAGGAGCGAGCGGAACUGGAGCUAGAGUUACUGCGCUGCAGGGAAGAGAUGGAGAGGGCUGCUGACGUAAAAGAGAUGCAGAUUGUUGGUGAUGGUGGACCGGAUGGCUGAAGCUGAAGGCAGACAACUGAUGUUGAUGAGGAAUGAUGCUCAUAUAAACCAUUGAUUUGUUGCCGGCGGUCUGAACUAUAUCGUAUAAAGAACAAAAGCACUCAUCACAGCCUCUACAAUAACAUCUGGAGCUCUGUUUUUUCUGUGUCCUUUUGUCUUUUCGCAAUAAUAACCAAGACAAAAAGUUCCCACUACAGAUCACUUUUUUUCAGCCUGUUCUGAAUCGCACAUGACUGCUCUUGGUAGAAUUCAAAAGCAGCGACCGCUUACCUCUGUUAUAUUCUCUAUUACAAUUUUUCCUAUAAUAUUUCACAUGUGCUUUAUUAGUUUAGCAAGUAAGUUUUAAUGAUGUUUUUGAUUUAUUCACCAUAGCUACUGAUUGUGUUGUGUUGUAGGCUUAAAUAUAUUCAAUAUCAUGGUAAGACUACAUUGAUGAAUUCUUCCUAAUACGAGAUGAAGUGCAAGAAAUAUAUUAAUUGUAACAGGCCAAAACAAGCACUGUUCAGGAGGUCCAAAUUGGAAAUAAAAUUUGAAGUUUGUGAAAAAUUUAAGAAAAAAGUAAAAUAAUAAAAUAAUUACUUUUAAAAA
Messenger RNA from Rhinichthys klamathensis goyatoka, 2075 nucleotides. It is a transcript of the gene ccdc136a, whose product is annotated as coiled-coil domain containing 136b. The transcript has 12 exons. Gene Ontology annotation, biological process: acrosome assembly; single fertilization. The record is from RefSeq and is a predicted model, not a curated record. Gene Ontology annotation, cellular component: acrosomal membrane. The coding region runs from base 321 to 1487 and encodes 388 amino acids. NCBI's taxonomy places the organism in Eukaryota, Metazoa, Chordata, Actinopteri, Cypriniformes, Leuciscidae.